UCACAUUAGAACUCCACCUUGGCCACAAGCGCUGGUCCUAAGAAAGGCAGGGCCUUAAUAAACCCCCAUCAAUCAGAGUUGAGGGUGUGUCACAUACGAGCUUCAUGAUGAACUGAGCUUUGGUUCCUUGUGACUCACUUCAUCGCUUCUCCUCUCUCUGGUUUUCAGCGUAAGCGACCGACUUUGUGUUUCAUCGCAGGGGGAAAAAGUCUUAAAAGUUGUUGUUGUUGGUUUUUUUUCCCUGAAACUAAAGCGACUGGAUAUAUCGCUGAUUUGGUCGCCAUGGGGGAUUUGAUCUCAAGCCACCUGGAUGAAGGCAAACGCGAGAUCAUUGCAGCGAAAACAAGCGAAGUCCUGGGCGAGUUCGGGCGUCUCUACGAGCAGCAGUAUGCCGUGGCGCUUUUUAACAAGGUUCGCUAUGACGUGGAGGGAGGAGGAGGACCUCAGCCUCAGCUCCUGCACCGCAAGGUGCCUCUAGAAAACAAGUCAAUCUUCUCCGGGAUGCUGCUUCAGUACAUUGAGGAAAGCAAAAAAUGGCGGAAUCGCUUCCUCUUCGUCCCAGAUUCGUACAGGAUCAGCUUCUACGAAAACAAACAGGCCCAUGAUCGAGGCCUUCAUCCCAAAGGAAGCAUCAACUGUGCUGGUUUCAAAGUGCUGAAGUCAAUGGAGAAGUACCUGGAGCUCCUGGACACCAGCCUUCCUGAUGUAAAAGCCAAAGUAAGCAGUUCUCCCUUCCUGAAAUGUGCCACUCAGUACCCGGUUAUCCUGUGGCACCCGUACGGACGCCAUCACUACUUCUGUGCAGCCACGGAGAAAGAGCAGGAGAAGUGGCACGCUGUGUUUCAGGAUUGCGUCCGUCAUACCAACAACGGCCUGUCGGAGGAAUGUAAGGUUCAGACCCCGGCGUUUACAGACGCAGUGCGACUCUACCGCCAGGCCAACGGUCAGUACGGGACCUGGGACAUGAUGUGUGGUGAACCUCCCCAGAUCUUGGCUAACUUGGUGAUGGAGAAGCUGCUUCCUGAGCUGAGAGACCAAAUUAGUCCACGUCUGAAGGGAAAGAUGCAGGAAAGGCAGAAGAACUGGACGCUGAUCGCCGAUGCCGUAUACAGUCUGGUUCAGAGUCAAACACAGCCUCAGUACGAGGCCAUAGUGCAGCGCUGUGAGGCAGGACGUCCCCCUCUGGAGGCUUCCAUACGCACCGACAUGGACCAGAUCAUCACCUCUAAGGAGCAUGUGACCAAUAAAGUCAGAGCUCUGGUGGUGCCCAAGGCUGAGAAGCUCCUGAAGGUGAGCAUCGAGCCGUAUAUCGGCUCCAUCCUGGAAGCCCUGAUGGAACCCACCAGCCGAGGCUUCUUUGAGGUGCGAGAUGUUUUCUUCAGAGAGCUGGUGGAAAUGAGCAAGAACCUGCUGAACGGCGGCAACAAAGAGAAGCUUGGAGAGUAUAUGGAGAAGAUCUCCAUGCUGGCCUACCACCCGGUGAAGAUGCAGUGCUGCUAUGAGAAGGUGGAGCAGCUGAGUCUGGAGGGCCUGCAGCAGCGCUUUGACGUCACCAGUCCGUCCGUGUUCGUCCAGAGAGCCCAGAUCCUCAUGAGAGAGCAAAUGGAUGAUGCCGUGUACACGUUCGAGCAGCUGCUCCAUCAGAAUCUGGAGGGUCAUGAGGAGGAAGAUCUCUGCAAAACCAUCCAGCGGUGCCAGGACCGUGUCAUCAAGAAAUAUGACUAUGACAGCAGCACUGUGCGUAAGAGGUUCUUCAGAGAGGCUCUACUGCAGAUCUUUAUCCCCUACAUGCUGAAACAGCUCUCUCCAUCCUGCUCUGCUGACCUGCCUCGUUUCCAGGAGCUGAUCUUUGAGGAUUUUUCUCGUUUCAUCCUGGUCGAGAGCAUCUUCGAGGAGGUGGUGCUUCAGACAGUCAUGAAGGACAUCAUGAUGGCUGUGAAGGAGGCUGCCGUUCAGAGAAAACACAACCUGUACAGGGACAGCAUUGUGCUGACCAACAGCGACCCCAACCUCCACCUGCUGGGUGAUAACCCGUCCAUCGACUGGGCGGGAGAGUAUGGAGAAAAACAGGAAGUGGAUGGAGAGCAUGAAGGAGAUUCAGCAGCCCAGAAGAGACGCAGGAUGAAACAAGUGGUCUCCAUGAUCCAGGUGGACGGACACAACGCGACACUACCCAAUGAGUCCUGCUUGGAGGUUCCCAGCGUUCACGACAUCCCUGAAGAACAGGGUGAGGGAGAUUCUGACGCACAGUCCUCUUCUGUAUCUGAAAAGGCAGUACCUGUCAAAGAGGAGGUCAGUGGGUCAUCGUCUAAGGAAACGGCACCUGAUUUACCUAAUGGUACUGCACCAAAACUUGACAAAAAGGAACCUGCAUUAAAGUCUCCACAGGACUCUGAGAGCAAGCUGGCCAUAGAGAGCGCAAUCCAGCAGAUCGAGGACGCAGUCCAAGGAGAAGAUGGGGAGCAAAGUCCAGAUGGAACUGCUCCGGGGAAAACUGAGGAAACCAUCAGCGCUAAAGCAGAAGCAAAUAGUGCCCUUCCAAAAGAGGCACCGCCUGUAAACCUGGAGGACCAAACUGCACCGUCAAGCACAGAGGAACCUGCAAAAGAUCAAGAAACCAUCACGAAACCCAAGCAAGAAGAGCAAACGGAUGCUGUAGAGAACUCUUCAGACUCGCACACGGAACCUCAGCAGCACAACACCGACACAGACAGCGGCUUCCAGUCUCCAGCCAAUGAGACAGCCGAGGAGGAAGAGCUGCAAGCUGCCACGGCAACGAUGGAGGUGGGACAAGAGAAACACAGUGACUCUGAAAAGGGAGGCGAGGAUGCUGAGAAAGGAGCUGACACACUGACAACGCAGACAUAGACCGCACUAAUUAAACAAUUGUUUGUUUGUUUUUUUGUUUUUUUUUUAUGGAAAAUGCUAGAAACACCAGCCCACUGCUCACAGAAGUGAUAGUUUUACAGAUGAGGGUUUUUUUUUUUUUUUUUUUUUGUUUUUUUACGGUGGUUGGUUUGUUUACACAGAAAACAUCUCUCACACUUCCUUUACAGCUAAGAGUCUGUUUUUGAUUCUUUAAAAAAAAAAAAAAAAAAAUCAGAUCUUACCUAUUUCACAUUUCACUUUAUUUUUAUUUUUUUCACAUAUUUGUAUUGCUGUCACUCAGAUGGGCUCUGACAUAUAUACGUAUAAAAAUACACAAAUGUGUCACAAAUAUCAUUUGCUGAAUAUUGUGCUGUUGCAAAAAGCUGAGAAAUGGGAUGCUUUCACCAAUAAGACUGCUUAACCCUGUAUAACUGACUCCAUGCCUUAUAAUCGUAUGCAAUUUUAUUCCACCCCCCCCCUUUUUUUUUUAAUACAAGUCUUUCUUAGACCCAAACUGAAAACACUGAAUUUUAUUUUUGCUAGUCCUUUUUAUAUAGUUUUACUUCUGUUGGGCCUGCUAUAUAAUUUCUUUGUGAAUAUCCAGAGAUGUCCUGUACUUCUAUAUGGUUAGAUAUUAAAAAGAAAACCUUAUUCAGCAUUAAGUUAAACAAUUAUCUUUCUUUAUACUCAAACUAAAUUUCAUUACUGUCGAUUGUCGUAUGUAGCACGUGUCUGGUCCUGUAAGACUUUCACACUGGCUGUUAUUCAUGCUGUGGUAACUGGAGAUGGGUAUGAUUCGACCAGAAACAUUAUACAUUAUAAGAAUAAACUGUAGUAAUAGGAAACCUGCAAGUGUUACCUGGGGGCUUUGGCUUUCAAACUGAAAUGACAGUCAAAAUUGUUAAAUGGGCAAAUAUGUAAUUAUUGCAUCAACCUAUUGUUCAAAAUGUUUAUUUAUUAUCUGAUGCACUUCAUUGCCUUCUUUGUUUCAUUGAAAAUGAUCUACAAUAAAUCAAUUAGAUUUGA
Molecule: messenger RNA, 3894 nt
Organism: Hemibagrus wyckioides
Lineage: Eukaryota; Metazoa; Chordata; Actinopteri; Siluriformes; Bagridae
Gene: niban2b
Product: niban apoptosis regulator 2b
Exons: 14
Coding region: 283-2868 (861 amino acids)
Source: RefSeq, a predicted model, not a curated record